Molecule: messenger RNA, 2811 nt
Organism: Scomber scombrus (Atlantic mackerel)
Lineage: Eukaryota; Metazoa; Chordata; Actinopteri; Scombriformes; Scombridae
Product: PDZ domain-containing protein 4
Exons: 8
Coding region: 1-2811 (936 amino acids)
Molecular function (GO): protein binding
Source: RefSeq, a predicted model, not a curated record
AUGGGGUGCAACAUGUGUGUGGUUCAAAAGCCUGAAGAACAAUACAGAGUCAUGUUCCAGAAGGGUCACAUAAACAACAUGCUGUGCUCUUUCGAUGCUGACGGUCGAUUAAAGGUGAAUGGAAAGGAGCUAUCCCGCCUUUCUGGGGAUCCCACCCUGGACAUACGGGACCCCGUACUGUCCAACAUACUUAGGCGGGGGGCCCGCAGACGGGCAGGCUUAGCGGGAGCCCCUCCAGGGUUAGUGCCAGUGACCAUGGGCAUGGCCGACUGUGUAGACAGCUGCACCCAAACAGACAUUAGCUUCCAGCAUAUGUUGACUCUGGGCAAGAGCAGUCAGCAUCCCUGUGGAGCUCCACCCCCACCUGACCCUCCGCCGUCCCCUCCGCUACCACCACUACUGGAGCCAUAUCUAUUCAAUGAACUCUUUAUAGAGCCUGUGUACUAUGACCCCACUGACUACUUUGAUAUCACUCAGCAUGAAGUGGACAGGCAGGAUGAGCUGGAAUAUGAGGAGGUGGAGUUGUAUAAGUCUCGUCAGCAGGAUAAACUCGGCCUGACAGUUUGUUACAGAACUGAUGAUGAGGAGGACCUCGGGAUCUAUGUAGGAGAGGUGAACCCAAACAGUAUAGCUGCAAUAGAUGGCCGCAUCCGCAAAGGAGACAGAAUACUACAGAUAAAUGGAGUGGACAUCCAAAACAGAGAGGAGGCGGUAGCUAUUCUCACCAGAGAGGACAGCACUAAUGUCUCCCUGCUCCUUGCACGACCCGAGAUAGAGAAUGACAACCAGCUGGACCCAGAUGAGCUGGACCUGGAGCCACUGGACAAUGCUGUGCAUCUGCCCAGCAGUCACGGAAUGAGAAGCAGCGCCUCUAUCUUGGGUGCUGGACCAGGCGGUGUUGCUGGUGGAGGUGUACUAGGUAGUCAUGGUCAAUCAAUAAACAGGGACUCACCUGAUUUGCUCCAGACGGUGUUGAGCAACAGCCAGGAGCUCGACAGUGGGGUGGGACGGACAGAUGAAAGCACACGCUAUGAGGAGUCUUCAGAACAUGACCUUCUGGGAGACGACCACACUAGUGCCUCCAAUACGAAUGCCACCAAUACACCUGGCAGCAUGCGCAAGUUUUUUUCCAACCGAGGGGACACUCCGCCUUUGCUGCACUCUCAAGACCUCCAGUUCAGUACUGACUCUCUCUUAGGCCUGGACUGUGUUAAUGGAGGUGGACUGGAACAGGUGGAGCGAUUGGAGAGGGCCUAUAUGGCUGAUCCUGUGAGGAUGAUGAUGCCUGGGCUGACUGAGGAGGAGUGUGAGAGGUACAAAGAGCUCUUGGAAAUCAAGUGUUACUAUGAGAAGAACAGUAACGCUCUCCUGCUACUAGGAGAUCAGGGGCAGUCACAGGAAGAAGGGGGUGUCUCACUUGAUGUGAAUAGGAAUGAGAAUUUGACGCAGCAUGAGAUGGCCCUUCUGGAAGAGGAGCUGCGCCACUUGGAAUUCAAGUGUCGUAACAUCCUGAGGGCGCAGAAGAUGCAACAGCUGCGGGAGCGUUGUCUGAAAGCUUGGCCUCUCGAGGACAAGAAUGGAGCGAGUGCAGGGGCUGGAGUAGGAGCUGGACGCUUGGACAUUAGUGGUACUUUAGUCAGUGAGGAAUCAUGUCACCAUGCUCUGUCAGAUAUCAAUGAGCUCCCAGAGAGGGAGCGCUCAGAUAAGGACAGUACGAGUGCCUACAACACAGGAGGGGAAAGCUGCAGGAGCACCCCUCUGGUCAGUGAACAGUACCCUUCACACUCCACACAGAGCCUGGAAAGAGGAGAAUCUCUUCUCUCAAUGGGUAUGCAGCUUCAAACCUCCACCAGGCAAAGACAGAGAGGAACCAGGGCUGAUAGAGGGGAUGGAGCACAAGCAAACCUCAACAAACCCUACUCUCCCCACAGUCACAGGAAAGCAGCUGAGGGUAAGACGUCCAGCCCAGGAGCUAAAGUUAGAUCCCUGUCCAGGGAUGGAGGAACCAGGAGGGGCUCGGAUGGAGGAGUGAGACGUAACCCGAAAGGCAAUGGAACAGCUGAGAGGGCUGGUGGGCGCAGUGCAGAGAACAGCCCUUAUCUGUCCCGUCGUCAGCCUGAAACAAAGCUGCCCCAACGCUACCUGAGCUGCAUGCAGUUGAGGUCUCCCUCCACGUCUGAGCGAUUUGCUGGACUCAGAGAAGGCAGCAUGGAGACUGAGGGCGAUGCCAGCCCAAUGAGUUUGGGUAGCACAUGUAAAGAUGUUUCCCAGGUCCCAAGUGCUCUACCCAUACCCUUGUCCCCUCCACUUCUGCCUGCCUCUCCUCGUAUGGAGUGGAAGGUGAAGAUCCGUAGCGAUGGUUCACGCUACGUGGCAAAACGGCCUGUGAGGGAUCGCCUCCUGAAGGCACGUGCCAUGAAGAUCAGAGAGGAGCGCAGCGGCAUGACAACAGAUGAUGAUGCAGUGAGUGAAAUGAAGAUGGGCCGUUACUGGAGCAAAGAGGAGCGCAAGCAGCAGCUCCUUAAGGCCCGAGAGCAGAGGCGGCGCAGGGAGUUCAUGAUGCAGAGCCGCCUCGGCUGUCUGAGAGAGCGUGAGAGGGAGCAGGGCAGCAGCAAUGGAGGACAGCAGGGGUCAACAAACCAGCAGGAGCCCACCUCCAUCCUGGAGCUCUGCCACCGCAGGAGCAUGAAGAAGCGCAGUCGCAGAAUCCUGGACAACUGGAUAACUAUACAGGAACUACUGGCCCAUGGGACCAGGUCUGUUGAUGGGAAGAAAGUCUAUAACCCACUGCUGUCUGUCACCACCGUGUGA